AAAAAAAGGGGAAAAAAAGAUAGAGUGGGGAGAGAGUCAAGAGAGGGGCGUGUAGCACACGUGGAAGCUGACGAUAAAUUUUUUUCCCCCAAUUCCGCCUCUUUGCUUUGCGUGCGAAUUUGAUCUCGAAGCUUCCGCCAAGCAGCGAGCUCUCCCGAUCCGCGGGGGCGUCGAAUCCUAUGGCGGCCAACGCCGGCAACAAGAUCCGCAACGCCAAACUGGUUCUUCUUGGAGAUGUGGGCGCAGGAAAAUCUAGCUUGGUGCUUCGUUUUGUAAAAGGACAGUUUGUUGAGUUUCAGGAAUCGACAAUUGGAGCAGCAUUUUUCUCACAGACCUUAGCAGUUAAUGACGAAACCGUGAAGUUUGAAAUCUGGGAUACAGCUGGGCAGGAGAGAUAUCACAGCUUGGCUCCCAUGUACUAUAGGGGUGCGGCUGCUGCCAUAGUUGUCUAUGACAUCACGAAUCCGGCCUCUUUCACCCGUGCAAAGAAAUGGGUUCAAGAACUUCAAGCUCAAGGUAACUCGAGUACAGUGGUGGCUCUUGCUGGCAACAAAGCCGAUUUGCUAGAGACUAGGCAGGUGCAAAUAGAGGAAGCAAAGACAUAUGCACAGGAGAAUGGGCUUUUCUUCAUGGAAACAUCUGCGAAAACUGCAACAAAUGUGAAUGACAUAUUUUAUGAAAUUGCAAAAAGAUUGCUUCAAGGACAGCCAGCUCAGAACCCGCAGGCCGGCAUGGUCCUCUCCCAGAGACCAAAUGAGAGACUGGUCAGCUCUGCUUCAUGCUGCUCUUGAAGCAUAGUUUCGGCCGAGUAUUGUCAUUAUAAAAUCUAGGAGAGGAAAAUUCAACAAAUAUCCCAGAAGUUCUUGUGUGGCCACCUUCAUGGCUAUAUACUCCAGCCUUCACGCUUAUUUCUUUUCAUUCCUUGUGUCAUGUAAAUGUCAAUACAAGAAUGCCACAUCAGAGGCUUGAAAUUGGUACCGAAAUGUUAAUUGUGCUCUAUCAUUGUUACUGUUCUUUUACAUUCGCAUUCCCAUGAAAUGUGUGACCCAUGGUUACUGGUUA
This is a messenger RNA of Oryza sativa Japonica Group (Japanese rice), 1062 nucleotides long. Its product is annotated as ras-related protein Rab5A-like. Lineage: Eukaryota; Viridiplantae; Streptophyta; Magnoliopsida; Poales; Poaceae. Gene Ontology annotation, molecular function: GTPase activity; GTP binding. The record is from RefSeq and is a predicted model, not a curated record. Gene Ontology annotation, cellular component: Golgi apparatus; endosome.